AUGGCGCUUCUAGUCGAUAGACAACGUCCUCGCACGCUUGAUGCCCUUACUUACCAUCAUGACCUGUCCGCUCGCCUCAAGUCUCUGGCCCAACGCGGCGACUUUCCACACCUUCUCGUUUACGGUCCCUCUGGAGCGGGCAAGAAGACCAGAAUAAUUGCCACAUUAAAGGAGCUGUACGGCCCCGGGGUGGAAAAGAUAAAAAUCGAUGCCCGUGUUUUCCAAACGUCGAGUAAUCGUAAACUCGAAUUCAACAUCGUCGCCUCGGUAUAUCAUCUUGAGAUCACGCCGUCUGACGUUGGAACAUACGACCGUGUGGUGAUUCAGGAGCUACUCAAGGAGAUUGCGCAGACUCAGCAGGUGGAUUUGUCCGCAAAACAAAGAUUCAAGGUUGUGGUGAUCAACGAGGCCGACCACCUUACGCGAGACGCACAGGCUGCGCUGAGGAGAACGAUGGAGAAAUACAGUCCGAAUAUGAGACUUAUUCUGCUUGCCAAUAGCACGGCGAAUAUUAUCGCCCCCAUCCGCUCGAGAACACUACUGGUACGGGUAGCCGCACCGACAGAGGAUGAGAUAUGCCAGGUGCUGAAGGCGGCUGCGAAAAAAGAGGGUUGGACUGAGGCACCUGGUUUAAAUAAAAGAAUCGCCAAGGAAAGUGGGAGGAAUUUACGUAGAGCACUCCUUAUGCUUGAAGCCGUAUAUGCGCAGAAUGAAAAAGUAACAAAUGAUACCGUGGUGCCGCCACCAGACUGGGAGGCACUGAUUUCUGUUGUUGCGGAGGAAAUUAUGGCGGAGAGAUCUCCAGCACGAAUACUACAAAUUCGAGCCCGGUUAUAUGAUUUGCUAACGCAUUGCAUACCUCCGACUACUAUUAUCAAGACAUUGACCUUCCAACUCGUGUCCAGAGUUGACGAUAUACUGAAGCCCGAGGUGAUCAAAUGGUCUGCUUUCUUUGAACAUAGGAUAAAGCUAGGAAGCAAAGUGAUUUUUCACCUCGAAGCAUUUGUGGCAAAAUUCAUGAGAAUACUUGAAAGUUACCUGAUGGGCAUAGAUCUGUAA
Molecule: messenger RNA, 1059 nt
Organism: Uncinocarpus reesii 1704
Lineage: Eukaryota; Fungi; Ascomycota; Eurotiomycetes; Onygenales; Onygenaceae
Product: activator 1 38 kDa subunit
Exons: 6
Coding region: 1-1059 (352 amino acids)
Biological process (GO): DNA repair; DNA-templated DNA replication
Cellular component (GO): Elg1 RFC-like complex; nucleus; Ctf18 RFC-like complex
Molecular function (GO): DNA clamp loader activity; DNA binding; ATP hydrolysis activity
Source: RefSeq, a predicted model, not a curated record